Paramecium sonneborni is the source of this 1852-nucleotide messenger RNA. The record is from the annotation of a GenBank genome assembly. Lineage: Eukaryota; Ciliophora; Oligohymenophorea; Peniculida; Parameciidae.
CUUUAAUGCCAAAUCUAUAAUCUAUAAGCAACGCCUUCAAAAAGUUUAACGUCUACACUAGACCUGUAAGUUUAUUACUUCUGAAAGAACAAGGUCACAGGACAUAUUUGGGUGUUUUUCUCACAACUUGUCUUGUGAGCCUUGUGGUUUUGGUAUAUUAUAGUGGAUUAAUGUCUCUAAUCGAGAGAAAUAAUCCUAGUGUUAUCACAUAUACUUAGUACCAGGAACAUCAAAAUGCAUUUUAUUUGAAUCCGUCAAAUUUCAGCAUCGCCAUUGCCUAGAAAGGAUUUGAUCUCUUGGAUUCUUAUAUUUUAGAAGGAGCUUUAGGAGGAGUAGAUAGGUAUUAUAAUUAUUAAUAUUAUAGUGACAACCUAUAGGAAAUCCCAUUAACUAAAUGUAUUGAUUUUAAAUUUAGUGAUCCUUCUUUGAAUGCUUACUUCGAUAAGUCGGAUCAAAUCUGGUAUUGUUUAGAUUGGAGUUCCAUUGGUUCAAUAAUCAUUGAAGGUGGUUUAGAAUCCUCUAAAGACAAAUCAUUAUAAAUCAUUGUUAAAUAAUGCACUUCAAUGUAUAUUAUUAAAUUAAUCCUAGUACCUAAUGUACAUAUCCUAAUAUAUUAGAUAGUGAUCAAUUCUUAUUUAAAAUGACAUCAGCCAAUACAGAUAUAUCUAAUUUUAAAACUCCUGCAUCUCUUAUUGGUAAAACUUUUAGUCUCACUUCUUUAACUAAAUUUGCCAAAAAAUUGAAUAUAAUCCUCUAACCACAAUAAACAUAAACUGAUAAUGGAUAUAUUACUCAAGAUUUAUAUCAAGAGACUAUACUUUCUAUUUCUAAUUAUUAUGAAACUCUUCUUGAUAAAGAUUCUGAUUAACAUAUCUUUGAAAUCAAUAUUUCACUGGAUCAAAAAACUUUAGUUACUUAAAGAUCUUAUCCAAGAGUAUAUUAAUUUUUAGGAGACAUAGGUGGUUUCUGGGAAAUUAUUUUUCUCUGCUCUCUUUUAUUCAUCAUGCCAUUCAAUAACUUAUCAUAUAGAGUUGCUUUAUUAAAUGAAUUAUUCAAUUUUGAAUUAGAUUUUGAUAAUAAAAUACAUCCAGAACAUAGGGGCAGUAAUAAAGUUAAAGAGAUUUUAAAUAAAUCUGUUUAACUUGAAAAAUUUAAUAGAAUGUCUAAAGUUGCAGAGCAUGAUGAACAAUAAAAAUCUAAAUUACUAGAUUAAAUUUCCAGUGAUAUCACCUAAUUUUUCAAAGAAUAAGACAUAAAAUUAGAUUUAUAAUUAUUUGAUUAUUUUGGUUGUUGUUAAUGUAAAAAAGGAGGAAAAAGAGAUCUUAUUAAUUUUUCUAUGAGCAAAAUAACUCAUACUCUAGAUAUUACUUAUAUCAUUAAAAAACUUUAAGAAAUCGAUAAAUUAAAAUUAAUUUUAUUGAAUUCAGAUUAAAUCAAAUUAUUUGAUUAUUUACCAAAGCCUAAACUAGGAUUGCAUAUGAAACCAAGUGAAAAUGAAUAUUGCUCUAUUCUUAAACCUGAAUUAUCAGAUCUAGAUAAAGCUUUAGAAGCUUAAAAAGCCUUUCAAGCUCUUUAAGACUAAGACGAUGAUAUUACACCUAAAUUAGUCAAACUCUUAGAUGAUGAUCUUGUUUCACUAUUCAAAUUACAAUUAAAUAAAGGUGUAAACCGUUUCGUGAAAAAACCAGCUUAAUUAGCUGAUGCAGUCUAAUAAUUAAUGAUUAUUAAUGCCAAAGAAAAAGAAAAAGAAAAAUAAAAUAAUAAAGGAAAAGAUAAAAAGAAAAAAAAGAAAAAAAAGGAUGAAUCAAGUGAAUCAGAAAAUUCAGAAUCAUCUGGAUCUGAUAAGGAAUGA